Messenger RNA from Zootoca vivipara (common lizard), 3649 nucleotides. It is a transcript of the gene CMC4, whose product is annotated as C-X9-C motif containing 4. The record is from RefSeq and is a predicted model, not a curated record. Lineage: Eukaryota; Metazoa; Chordata; Lepidosauria; Squamata; Lacertidae. Gene Ontology annotation, cellular component: mitochondrial intermembrane space.
AUGACAAAGCUGCUUCUGGCGAACCAAAGCAGCGCAUGGAAACGCCAUUUACCUUCCCGUCGGAGCGGUCCCUAUUUAUCUACUUGCACUUUGAUGUGCUUUCGAACUGCUAGGUGGGCAGGAGCUGGGACCGAGCAACGGGAGCUCACCCCGUUGCAGGGAUUCGAACCACGACCUUCUGAUCAGCAAGCCCUAGCCACCUGGGUAGUUCAGGUUUAUUACCAUCCUUCCGCCGUCACCAAUUGCAUUCCUGUUUGUCUUGUAAAAGGUACUUUCAGCGGUGUCUAUUUUGCAAUAGCUGUGCAAGGCCACACCUCUUUGCAUGCUGGUAACCUGAUAAGCAGUUGGCUGGAGGGUGAUGAAGGAGAAACUCAAUUGUCAAAAGCUCAGCUUUGGAACAGAGGCUUAAAAGAGAAGACAUCAUCACAGAUCAGUUCCACAGACAUGGCUCAGAAAGACCCCUGCCAGAAGUAUGCCUGUGAAAUCCAGAAAUGCUUGCAAGCCAACAACUACUUGGAAUCGAAAUGUGAAGCCGUUCUCCAGGAGAUGAGAAGAUGUUGUGCCCGCUUUCCCAAGGGCAGAUCCAUCUCCUGCUCAGGGUUUGAGUUGCAGGAGAGAGAGAAGCAGGUAUCAUCUUCCCACGGAUUUCAAGCCCACAAACCCUGAGGAUGCACUAACCUUCGGGGAGUGGAAGACAUUCCUGCAAACUACGUUGCUGCGCAAUACCUCAUCUGCACCGCUUGCGUUGACACGAGGUGCAAGGCAGCUCCUCUUUCGGACAUUCUCAGAAGCCAGAAAACAAUGGCCCGUCUGUUAAGGGUAGAGCUGCUAGUUGUUCUACUAUCAAAACGUGUCAGUACUGUAGCCUUAUUGUGGAUUAGAUUGGAGUAGAAUUAACUUGAUGUGUAAAUGUUCAACGUCAUCUACUUUUAUUAUCAGGAGUAGCAAUAUUUCACUGCAAAGUGAAGUCCAAGCAGCCUUUAUGCUGGAAUCUUAAGUUUUUUAAACAAUCUUGUUAGACACAAAAUAACAUCCUUGAGAUGCAGAAACUGUACUCCCGUGAAGUCAGCACUUCCCAGUCUUUCAGAAGUUGUCCUUUUCGUGCUCCUGCAUUUUGCUGUGCAGUUGUAUGAAGUGUUGGCAACUAAAGCUCCAGAGAACUUGGGCUUAUCCUCUUUUUGGCUGGGCAAUUGUUAGGUUACCUGUGUGCCUCUGUUUCCUCAUCUGCAAAACAGGACAUACCACUUCUUCUUUUUGGACUGUAGAUUUAGUAGCACUCGAAUCCAAUUGCACAAUGCUUAAUUAUGUGAAUGCUGUUGUGGAAGCAGCUGAUUUCAGGGAUAGCUAUAGAGUGGUGUGUUCUCCCCCUCCGCCUUUGCAAAGCAAUAGUCACUUUCUGGAAAACCAGAGUGGUGGAAGAGGUAUUUUUUAAAUGCCCCACUCGGCAAUUUGUGUGAGCAAAGCCUCAUUUCAAUUGGAAUGUGGUUGUAGCACCUCUUUUCCCCCAGCUGAGACCCUCCUGAACACAUCUCAGGAUUUUGACUAUCCUGUUACUAUUCUGUGUUCAAUCUAGUACCUCUCAGUGUUGAAGUAACUUCAAGACCACUACAAUGUUCUGUGUGCAUCAUAAGCAGGCAUAACCAAAACCAGUGGAACAAUCUGUGUUGGAAAUAUUUAACUUUAAUGCUGCAAAAAUAAAAUAAAAUAAACUAUCUGAACAUACUUUCAGAACUGUAAGAAUGAUUUUUAAGACGUAUGGCCUAUAACAUCUCUCGCUUGUCUUGCCUUUCCUAGGUUGCAAUCCUAUACAGUGGUACCUUGGGUUACAAACGCUUUGGGCUACAAACUCCGCUAACCCGGAAGUAGUACCUUGGGUUGCAAACUUUGCCCCAGGAUGAGAAUGGAAAUCGCGCAGCGGCAACAGCGGGAGGCCCCAUUAGUGAAAGCACGCCUCGGGUUAAGACUGGUUUCGGGUUAAGAACGGCCCUCCGGAACAAAUUAAGCUCAUAACCCGAGGUACCACUGUAUACAAUUGCUUUCCAAGCUACCCACCCACCCAGAUAACUUGAAAAUUGUUGAGGGUCUUGGUGGACUUAAUGACUGUUCUGCCAGUUGUAGCAAUUUUAAUGCACUCUGUUAUAUGAUUUUAAACUUUAUUGCUUCUCUUUAUUGCAAAUUCAAAUUGCCAUAAAAUAUAAGAAAUAAAAGAAGCAAUUAAAGAAAUUAAUAUAAAUAUUUAACGUAAUGGAUAUGCCGUUUCCCAUCUUCAGUACAAAUCAACCUCAGACUGCCUGAAUGAGGCUUGUAGACCAGUUUGGGAGCCCCUGCUAGAUACACCUAACUGGUGAGUAGUAGGCAGGUGCUGCAAGGUAACACUGGUAACAAUAGCCCUUCAUGAUUCACGAGUACGCAUGUUGUCAAACUUACAUUUUAACUAACUCAACCUGUAUUGAGAAAUUCUGUAGUGAGCAAGGAUCAGAGGAUUAUUGUUGCCACAGUAGUCAACAGCCCAAUCUCAGAAUACGGAAAUGCCUUGGUUCAGAUUUCACCUGUACCAUGCAUGCAGCCACUACAGUAGUGAUUACAUGUGGUAAAUACUGUACUGAAGAUUGCUUGUGGGGGGGCUGUAGUUCACUGGUGAGAUCUGCUUUGCAUGCACAAGGCCCCAGAUUAGAUCCAUGGCAUUUCCUUAAAGGAAGCAAAUGACAGACAGCUGCCUGAACCCUUGGAAAGACAUUCUGUGCACGAUAGACCAUAAUUCUGACUUGAGAUAAAGUAGUUUUUCACAGGUACUGUUCAGCUCCGGGAGCUGGUUAAUGUUAACCCAGAAACAUACAGCACAAUUCUAAGCCUGUCUGUUCAGAAGCAAGCCUCAUUGCAUUCAAAUGACUUACUCCCAGACAAGGAUUUGUGUAAGGAUGUUAUUGCUUUAGUUAAAAGUGGGAGGCGGCACAGUCUGCAAGCCACUUGUACAAAGUCACUAGUUUUCCGGUCACCUUAACUUGUUCUGAAGCCAAAUUGGUGGGUGCAGGUGUCACAACUGGUGAUAAGAGGAGAGGAUCUCUUGUGGAUCAGCACCUAGUUAAAGAACAGGAAGUAAGAACAAAUGGGCAGUUCUCUCACUGGAGGGAGGUAGAGUUCUCUGACCCCGAGGAUCUGGACUGGGAUCUGCUUUUAAACUUGUUCAAAAACUAUAUAGUGGGGCAGCCAGUUUGGGUGAAGACACCAAGUUGUUCAGGGUCAUUAAAGCAAAAGGACUGCGAAGAACACCAAACUAGCCUUAAAAACUGGGCAAAUGGGCAUUGAAAUGCCAUGUAAUUCAAUGCAAGCAGGUGUUAAGUGAUGCAUAGGGUGGGGGGAUCCUAAUUUCACAUAUAGGUUAACAGAAUCUGAACUGUCAGUAACUGACCAGGAACAGGACCUUGGCAUCAUUGUGGAUAGCUCAAUUAAGUUGUAGGUGCAGUGUGCAGAAUAAGGGCAUUCCUCUCCAAGCUGUCCUCUCCAAGCAUAACCUUGUGUACAAAGGUGUGUGUGUGUGUGUGUUUACAGGUAACUGCAGCAUGCAAUCCAUGGAACUGCAUGAGGUAAUGCAGCCAUUUGGCCCAAAUAGUUAUUGACUCCUGCCUUAAAGUCACACAUCCCUUCAGCA